Carassius carassius (crucian carp) is the source of this 446-nucleotide messenger RNA. RefSeq names its product zona pellucida sperm-binding protein 4-like. Gene Ontology annotation, cellular component: egg coat. The transcript is spliced from 4 exons. NCBI's taxonomy places the organism in Eukaryota, Metazoa, Chordata, Actinopteri, Cypriniformes, Cyprinidae. The coding region runs from base 12 to 413 and encodes 133 amino acids. The record is from RefSeq and is a predicted model, not a curated record. Gene Ontology annotation, molecular function: acrosin binding; structural constituent of egg coat. Gene Ontology annotation, biological process: binding of sperm to zona pellucida; prevention of polyspermy.
AGGUGCACAUUAUGGAGAGGACUGACCCCAACAUUGUCCUGAUGCUGGGACGUUGUUGGACUACUUCAACCCCCAGUCCACUCAGUCUCCCCCAGUGGGACCUUCUGAUCGACGGAUGCCCUUACCAGGACGACCGCUAUCUGACCACACUGGUUCCAGUGACUGGAUCGUCUGGUCUUCAGUUCCCAACCCACUACAAGCGCUUUGCUGUGAAGAUGUUCACAUUUGUAGAUCCAGCCUCACUGGCUGCUCUGCAGGAAACCAUCUUCAUCCACUGCAGUACAGAGGUGUGCCAUCCAUCAUCUGGCUCUUGUGAGCAAAGCUGCACCAGGAAACGAAGAGACACUCGUAUCAAGGCUGUCUCUGGGGAGCAGACUGUGGUUUCUAGUGGAGAAGUUACUCUGGUCAUGUAAAUCUAGUGUUUUUAAUAAACCGUGCAGAACCCU